AUGCGAACACAAAGCAGUGAACAUCGGGCCACCCGAGGAUCCGCCGGUCGUAGACGGCGAAAGGACUUCGCUCAAUGGAAGACGAUCAGACAAUGCGCUGCAGCGAACCCCGGCACGUGUCUUACCGUGGAUCGGGGCGUUCAGGUCAAAACAAACGGUAUAUGUACUACAGACCCUGCGGAACCAAAACCUCACGUGGACCAGUUCGCUCUCAUCGAUCAGCUAAAACGAACGGAGGAAGAUGUUUCUCAGAACAAAUGUCCGCCAUCGCCAACGGAAUCCAUCGGGCCAGCAGAAGAUGACCAACUAAACAAGCAGGAAGACGAAGAGAUUCGGGAAUUAGAAGCAUUUGCGCUGAUGUCAAAACAAAAGCGUGAACGGCAGCAAGUGGCACACUCUUCAGAACUACCUGCGGCAACUACCGACGCACGUUGUUCCCCGCUUGACGAAGAAAACGGAUCCCCAAGUAAGGACACUCCAGAAUCGACACUGGCAGCCCCACCUCGGAAGUAUGAACCGCACACUAUGGCAAAGGAGACGGAAAUCAAGGUGCGAAAAGACGUUGAAGAGGGGAAACGAAACUCCGGUUAUUUCAACAAAUUGGUGACCACGGUUCGCUCGACUGUGUGCUCAGACUCAACCACGAUCGAUAAAGCAAAGCCCGAUACCAUAGACGUACUUGGUGGACCCAGCUCGGAGCGGACAUUGGGCACUCCGGAUAAAGCCCUCUCACAGCGUUCGUCUGAAGCCGUGUGCACCUCUCCGCCAGAUUAUGACAUACAGUUGGUCUCCUCUUCUCCGUACGGGAAAAAUUACUACCAUACCCUAACGCAUGUUGGCUGGUCCUCCCACAGGAGGCGAGAAUGUGAACCAAGCCAGAGUCCCUACGUCAAUGCCAUCGACAUACAAGACCUUGUUGGCUACAGAAGUAAUCGUCUUCAAGGUACUGAGCACUACUAUAAUACAAUGCGUCCAGAACCCAACCACACGUUUGUCACUUACACGCUGAAUCACCGGUCAAAUCCGACCCUUUCCAUCCACAAAGCUGCCAACGUGCAUCCGAACGUUGUUCAAAAACCGCUCAUUGUCGCAUCUCAGCAUGAUGCACUGUUAUCGGAAUUGCUCAAUCGCGGCAGCCCCAUGAACGUCGAAGCCCAACGGGCUUCCAUUCAGUCACCAAACUGAACGCGUCCAUAUGCCUUCAUCAAAUAUUUAUUCUGAAAAUCUGUACCUGUACUUACUCUUCGCGAGUGCCAUAUCCUGGCCAGUGUACACUACACAGCCUGAUAUCGAUUAUUUUCCAUUUG
Opisthorchis viverrini is the source of this 1307-nucleotide messenger RNA. RefSeq lists its product as hypothetical. The coding region runs from base 1 to 1185 and encodes 394 amino acids. NCBI's taxonomy places the organism in Eukaryota, Metazoa, Platyhelminthes, Trematoda, Opisthorchiida, Opisthorchiidae. The record is from RefSeq and is a predicted model, not a curated record. The transcript is spliced from 5 exons.